CCAGAGCAGCAGCUGGGUCAGCGGUGACGGGAGCGCGGGCCACCUUUCCCCUGAGGGUUUCAGAAUGGACCUGUGCCACCCAGACACGGAGCUGAGCAGCGGGGAGGCCGAGGAGCUGCAGCGCAUUAAGUGGCACCGGAAGCAACUUCUGGAGGACAUCCAGAAGCUGAAGGAUGAGAUUGCCGAUGUGUUUGCCCAAAUCGACUGCUUCGAGAGCGCGGAAGAGAGCCGGAUGGCCCAGAAGGAGAAGGAGCUAUGCAUCGGGCGCAAGAAGUUCAACAUGGACCCCACAAAGGGCAUCCAGUAUCUCACUGAGCACAAGCUGCUAACCCCCGACGUCCAGGACAUCGCCCGGUUCCUGUACAAGGGCGAGGGCCUCAACAAGACAGCCAUCGGCACCUACCUGGGGGAGAGGGACCCCGUCAACCUGCAGGUCCUCCAGGCCUUCGUAGACUGCCACGAGUUCGCCAACCUCAACCUCGUCCAGGCCCUCAGACAGUUCCUGUGGAGUUUCCGGCUGCCGGGCGAGGCCCAGAAAAUCGACCGCAUGAUGGAGACCUUCGCCACCCGAUACUGCCUCUGCAACCCCGGCGUCUUCCAGUCCACAGACACCUGCUACGUGCUGUCCUUCUCCGUCAUCAUGCUCAACACCAGCCUUCACAACCCCAACGUCCGGGACAAGCCGCCGUUCGAGCGCUUCGUGUCCAUGAACCGCGGCAUCAACAACGGCAGCGACCUGCCGGAGGAGCAGCUCCGGAACCUCUUCGACAGCAUCAAGAGCGAGCCCUUCUCCAUCCCCGAGGACGACGGCAACGACCUCACACAUACCUUCUUCAACCCCGACCGUGAGGGCUGGCUGCUCAAGCUGG
Molecule: messenger RNA, 869 nt
Organism: Carlito syrichta (Philippine tarsier)
Lineage: Eukaryota; Metazoa; Chordata; Mammalia; Primates; Tarsiidae
Product: cytohesin-4
Exons: 9
Biological process (GO): regulation of ARF protein signal transduction
Molecular function (GO): guanyl-nucleotide exchange factor activity
Source: RefSeq, a predicted model, not a curated record